Messenger RNA from Danio rerio (zebrafish), 4899 nucleotides. Lineage: Eukaryota; Metazoa; Chordata; Actinopteri; Cypriniformes; Danionidae. The record is from RefSeq and is a predicted model, not a curated record.
GCUGCUCGUCUCUGUCUUUAUCUGCUGACACUCCCUCCCGCAGACAAACACACACACACCUCAGCAUCUUUCCAGCUAUAUCAGAGCUUUCAUUACAAGAUCAUUGCCGCAAUAUCAGCUCUUCACCACAGCUUUAGUUUACUCCAUCAGCUUGUGUCCAGCACGAAUUCGCCAUGGAGUAGCAGCACGGAAGCAGAUCCUCGAUAUCAUGGAAACAGAUGCUUGAAUAAGAGCGUCACAUCCCUCUGGGUUUGAAGAAGUAAUGUCUGUUAGAAACCAUCGCUGUGAAAAGGCGGCAGUGGCAUCAUGAACUUCUUACCAGUUCUUUCACUUUUGAUACUCUUAUGUAUCAGAGUAUCAGGACAGUGCUGGCAGGCCGCAACCUACUCUGAAAGCGUGGUGUCUCCGGAGCUGAGGAGCAGCAGUAUUUUACGUGUCCCGGAUGUGUCGUCCCUGGCUCAGUGUGCCGGGGCCUGCUGUGAUCUCCCGGGCUGUGACCUGGCCUGGUUUUUUGAGCACCGAUGCUAUGUGCUCAGUUGUCAGCACACAGAAAACUGCCAGCCGAAGAAGAGACCUGGUACAGACUCUUACCUGGCCUUCCUGCAACGUGGGCCCCCACAAACACUUGUCCUGCAGUCCCUGGUUCGAGGAGAGUCUUUCCCAAACCAUUGGCAGCCUCUGGCCAGACACCGGGGAUCCGAGGAUCCCAUGAAGGAUCUCGCUCUGCUUGAAGGGAUUCAGGAUUCGGACAACCCUGAGCCUGAGUAUGCAGAGAGUUUUCGAAGUUUGGAAGACAAAAGAGCUGAAGACAUAGACCUAAAAGCGGUAGAGCAAGAAGAGCAAACUGGGCUUUAUGAUUGGCCACCUGUUCAAAGAAAAGAGGAAUUCAACCAAUCAGAGACGGAGAGAGGCAGUAAAAGAUUGACAACUGUUCAGGGCCCUGUUGAAAGUAGCACCAUUACCCCAAGUCAUCUUUCAGAAGAGAGAAAUGAAAGCAGAUCAACCAUUAUUGAAGCAGAAUCUAAUGUUACGGUACCAUCAACCACUGUAUUUGACAUUAAGGUUGAAGAAGAGCCACAGAACACAUCGUCUGCAACUACUGCACCUAAAGUCGUGGAAGACCUCAGUACAGAGACCGCAAACUUUAGUGCAGUCAACGGUUCAUUCAUCACUCCAGCCAACACUGAAGCUACACCGCAGAUGACUUCAGAACAGCCAGUAAGAGCUCUGACUGUGUCCAUUGAAGGCCCUGUUGAAGCCAUGCUGCCCCAAAACACUGUUAAACUAACAGCUUUAGUUAGUCCAGAUGAUACUGCCGAAUCUCCUUACACAUAUGAGUGGACUUUUGUGAUCUCACCAGAAGGACAACGUAGGGUGAUGGAGGGGCAGCACAACAAAUCUGUCAUACUUUCUGAACUGUCAGAGGGUGUUUACGCAGUCAGAGUGAUUGUGAAAGCACAUCAAGCAUAUGGAGAAGGUUCUGUGGACUUGACCGUACACCCUGCAGAGAAAAUAAACAAGCCUCCUAAAGCAGUCGUUCUUCCCAAGAGCCAAGAUGUGCUGUUCAAAAAAGAUUCUGUCUUAAUCAUUAACGGAAGUGAGAGUAUGGAUGAUGCAGGGAUUGUCAGUUAUCUGUGGAAAAAGGUGGACGGCCCGUUUUGGACACCUGAAGGUCCUGUUAACAAACCUGUACUGCAGCUGAAAAAUCUUUUACCUGGAGAAUAUACCUUCGAGCUGACAGUGUCUGAUUCUGAGGGGCUGAGCGACUCCAGCACUGCCACCUUGAGGGUCAGCAUCCCAAAAGAUGAGCCUCCUCUGGCCAGAGCGGGCACAGACCGGGUCAUUACCCUGCCUCUCAACCACCUCACCCUGUGGGGAAACCAAAGCACAGAUGACCAGGCCAUUACAAGCUACCUCUGGACACUCCAUCCCAGCAGCCCGACCCGAAAGGUCACCAUGCAGGAUGUGAGAUCAGCAUUUCUGCUAGUCUCUGAUCUAGAGGAGGGUCAGUACACGUUUCAGCUCACAGUCACUGACUCAAGAGGUCAACAGGAUUCAGACACCAUCUCUGUCACUGUGCUGCCUGCAAACAGAGCACCAGUGGCUGUAACAGGACCAGACAUACAGCUACUCCUGCCGGUCAACAGCAUCACACUGAAUGGCAGCGGCAGCACUGAUGAUCAGGCCAUCAGCAGAUACCAGUGGGACGUGAUGAGUGGCCCUCCAGGCUUGAAGAUGAAAGAUGCCAAUAAAGCGGUUGCCAUCGCGACAGGCCUGAGAUCUGGGAUUUACAAGUUGAAGUUGACUGUGGUGGAUGAGCAGGGAGAAACAGACAGUGCAGUCCUGAGCAUCACAGUUAAAGAAGCUAAAAGCCUGCCACUGGUGGCUCAUGCCAGCGGCAGCCAUACACUCACUUUGCCCAACAACUCUCUGGUGCUCAGAGGUUCAGUGUCCAACAGCGGACCAGCAAACGUGUCCUUUCUGUGGGUUAGAGAUGAACAGAGCCCUGCUGCGGGGGAUGUGUUGUAUGGUUCAGAUCACGAGGCCUCGCUUUACCUUGCCAACCUGGUAGAAGGAACAUACCUGUUCCAGCUGCGGGUCACCGAUGUCCAGGGCCGCUCAAGCACGGCUACAGCCACUGUGGAAGUACGACCUGAUCCGCGUGAGCGAGAGGAGGUGGAACUUGAGCUGCAGGUGAGCGUGGCUCAAGUCAGUCAGCAACAGAGAGACACAGUGAUCAGACAGCUGGCCGCACUUCUGCAUGUGUUGGACUCAGACAUCGCACUAAAGGCUCUACAUGGACAGUCUGACAUCAGCACAGUAUUCAGGUUCUCGGUGCAGGGUCCUGAUGGUUUGAUCCCUGGCCCUAAACUUGCCCGCCUGCUGAGAAACCAGCUGUUGAGAGAGAAAAGCGACUUCUUGCUCUUUAGGGUCUUAAGAGUGGACACAGUCAUGUGUUUGCUGCUGUGUUCUGGGCGUGGUCAGUGUGACCCCAUUACAAAAAGCUGUUCCUGUGACCCUCUGUGGAUGGAGAACCCCAUCCGCCUCUUCAUAGACGAUGGAGAGAGCAAUUGUGACUGGAGUGUGCUGUAUGUCACAAUCUCUUGUUUUGUGACAAUCAUUUUCAUCUUGUCCGUCAGCUGGAUCUGCGUCUGCUGCUGUAAAAGGUCUGUUUUUAGGGAGAAGCGUACCAAAGUAAGAAAGAAAACCAAGUACACAAUACUAGACAAUAUGGAUGAACAAGAGAGGAUGGAGCUUCAGCCAAAGUACAACAUUAAACACAGAAGCACAGAGCACAACUCUAGCCUGAUGAUGUCUGAAUCAGAGCUGGACAGUGAACAGGACAACAUUUACAAUUACGGGAGAGUCCAAAAAGCUCAUAACAGAAUCAGAAACGGAGACACUCUCAGCCUUUGCCCUGUGGAGAGUUGAGUCGCAUGGACAAAAGGACAUUUCUUCAUCGUGGAUACUUGCAGCACAGGGGUAUUGCUGAAUUUACCACUAAUACAAAGACAGACAGAAUUGAAUGGGUGGCUAAACUUACCUACUACUGAAUGCAGUUGGUAUUGUAAAAACAACAACAAAACUGGUUUGCAGUAAGAUACAUCUGGACCUUAAUUACUAAUAGCAUAAUCCGCUUCAACAUAUAAAAAAGUCUUUGCAUUCAACUCUAUGCGUUUAAAAGUGCUUGUAUGUUCAGUAAUUGUUUUGUUAUUUCUAAGAUGCUCCGAUCAUAACCUUUGGGGAGAUUCUGCAAAAUAACUGAUACAUAUAAAAGCAAAACGAUGCUGUUCUUCUUUAUGCAAAAUCCUUUUAUUUGUACUGAACUGUUUGAACUUUAAUGUGCCUGACUGAAAUGCUUUUAUUUUUUUGAGAUUUUGGUCUUGUCCUUGAUUUUGAACACUGCACUGUGUCUUUUAGUGGCCUGGUUUUACAAACUUUACAAAUGUCUGCUUUAGCUGGAAUUGCAAUCGAAGCCAUUUGCCCCAGACAUAUUCUUUUAGUUUGUUUUAAUGCAGCUGGAGAUACACAAAUAUUAAAGAAUAAAAAAUACAGCCUUUUAUAGAACCAAAAAAAAGAGUUCAGUUUUUAUGAAACCAGUGUCACUAAUGUAAUGAAUCUGGGAUCAUGUGAAUAACAGUGUGUAAAAUGUCAUAUUAAUCUAAUUUUUACAGAGGCUUUGUGCUGUAUUUUCUUUGUACCCUUGUGUGUGUAUCAGACAGAGAAGUUCACAUUUAAGGUAAGAAAAUUAAUAUAUUUCUAAACAUGUUCAAUUGUAUGACAAUUAACAACACAAUUAUACACAACAAUACAAUGUUAAACAAGAAUUCAUAUUUACAACAAUUUGAAAAAUAUAACAGAAGAUGGGAUUUCAUUAAAAAAACAAAAACAAAUUGGCACUUAUAACAUUUGGCCACAAUGACAAAGUUAACUUACUAGACAAAUCUCGUUUUCGUAUCAAGUCAGAACAAUUUAUAUCUGUAAACAUUAUAUCCCACCAGUCAAUUCAUUUAUCAUUAACAGGCUCGCUCUAUUUCUAAUUAUAAAAAUAGAACACUUAGUAAAUUAGAAACAUUUAAAUCCAUGCACAUUUUAGUUCCUAAAUAUGCACAACAAAAUUAAUCAUAUUUUUGUUUGUUUUUCUAUCCAGAAUUAAAUGGGUAAGGAAAUAUAAACUAGAUACCAAAUAUAUCUUUUCUGAAAAACAAUAACACAAAAUUUAACAGUGUUUGUUUUAGGGAUGUUUUUACUUAAACAUUAUUUCAGUUAUUUAAGAACAAUGUGAACUCUUCUACAGUAUGUUCUUAUGGACAGAAUCUCAGAGGACUUUUUUUAAUAGCAUAUAUCUAAGGGCCUGUUUCCACUGAGUGGUUUGCAUGCUUUUAUGGCUUCCACUGU